Thamnophis sirtalis is the source of this 756-nucleotide messenger RNA. The record is from RefSeq and is a predicted model, not a curated record. Lineage: Eukaryota; Metazoa; Chordata; Lepidosauria; Squamata; Natricidae.
CACUCCACACUCCGAUUUCAUUAGCUGCAACUUUUGCAAACUAUUCCCAAAGCAGAAGCUCUAAUCGCAGUCUUUGCUCUUCAUCUUGGAUUUUACUAGCAAAUAACUUUCUUUCUUUCUUUCUUUCUUUCUUUCUUUCUUUCUUUCUUUCUUUCUUUCUUUCUUUCUUUCCUUGCUUACUUGCUUUUAUCUUUCUUUCUCUCUCCACUUAACUCUAGUCUGGAAAACUGCAGGGCUACAUUGUUUUAGCACAACACAAACAUGAUGAAAAAGAUUCUCCCUUUCAAGAAGAUCUCCUUUCUUCAGGUCUACCUUGUUUUUUGUUAUGUUGAUCUGGCCCUGCUUGGCUUUAUCACGUGGGCUCUCCCCAUGGAGGACCAGGAUUACUACCUACAAGAAAUCAUCAAUAGGAAUCAUUAUUAUUCUUAUCCGGAUCCCAAUGAGGACUUGUCACCUUUCACGGAGCAACCAAGAGAAAAAGACUUGAAACCUGCUGCAGAAAUAGAGGUAUCUCCAAGAUUCAAACCAGGCAAGAAAGAGUACAAAUCAAAGAAAAUUAUCAAACCAAGAAAGGAUAAAUCAACUCUGGAAACACCACCAGCCAAAAAUGGUAACAAGAAAGGUGAGAAAAACAAGAAGAUCAAUGAAAGAACACCAGAUGGCGACUAUGAAAGGCGAAACACUGAUGAAGACAGCAGAGAAAAUGCCUUUGUAUUACAACAUCCAGAAUAUAACCAAGUGUCCAGCGAGUAUCAG